Molecule: messenger RNA, 3738 nt
Organism: Conger conger (European conger)
Lineage: Eukaryota; Metazoa; Chordata; Actinopteri; Anguilliformes; Congridae
Gene: ppp1r8a
Product: protein phosphatase 1, regulatory subunit 8a
Exons: 7
Coding region: 68-1123 (351 amino acids)
Cellular component (GO): nuclear speck
Molecular function (GO): protein binding; protein serine/threonine phosphatase inhibitor activity; mRNA binding
Source: RefSeq, a predicted model, not a curated record
CCCAUAUGUUUGGCGACUGAAGCCUGCCACUUACCCAGAAUCCUAUGCGCGACUAGAAUGAGGGAAGAUGGCAGCGAACCCUGUCACAAACACACCUCUUUUUGACUGUCCAACAUGGGCAGGCAAGCCACCCCAAGGCCUGCAUUUGGACGUAGUGAAAGGAGACAAGCUAGUCGAGAAGCUGAUCAUAGACGAGAAGAAGUACUACCUGUUUGGGAGGAAUCCGGACGCCUGUGACUUCACGAUAGACCACCAGUCCUGCUCUCGCGUCCACGCCGCACUCGUGUACCACAGGCACCUGAAGAGGGUGUUCCUCAUCGACCUGAACAGCACUCAUGGCACCUUCCUGGGGCGCAUUCGGCUGGAGCCUCACAAGCCGCAGCAGGUGCCUAUCGACUCCACCAUGUCGUUCGGGGCGUCCACGCGGGUGUACACCCUGCGAGAGAAGCCCCAGAGCCAGCCCAGCGCCGCCGCCGGCGACAGCAAGGCCGGGGACGACGAGGAGCUCAAAGGCCUGCUGGGACUGCCUGAGGAGGAGACGGAGCUGGAGAACCUGACAGAGUUCAACACGGCGCACAACAAGCGCAUCUCCACCCUGACCAUCGAGGAGGGAAACCUGGACAUCCAGAGGCCCAAACGCAAGAGGAGGAGCUCACGAGUCAGCUUCAGCGAUGAGGAGGAGAUUAUCAACCCGGAGGAUGUGGAUCCGUCUGUAGGCCGCUUCAGGAACAUGGUUCAGACAGCAGUUGUUCCCAUGAAGAAGAAGAAGGUGGAGGUUCACGGCACUCUCAGUCUGGAGGACGCGGCGGCCCGGCGGACACAGAACAUUUCCUUCGGGGGUGGCCUUUACGGAGACCUGCCCCCCACCAGCCAGGAGGCCGGCUCCCACCCCUCCGCGGCCCAGGGAGGAGCAGCCAUCCUGGGCUCGCUGCCCCUGCCCUUCCCCAACCCCGCCCCGGAGGUGGACCUGACCCCCACCUCCACCCAGCCCCCUGUCACCCUCACGCCCGCCCCCGCGCCCGGACCCUACGCCCCCAACGAGGCCCUCAACGAACCUCGCAAGAAGAAGUACGCCAAGGAGGCGUGGCCAGGCAAAAAGCCCACCCCCUCCCUGCUCAUUUAGCUGCCCAGACUGCACGGGGGUGUGGCUGUUUUUCUGACACUAGGCACGCGGAUUCGGAAAGACAUGGUAUAGUCGUGGACAAACAACUGUUGUUAGUUUUUGUUUGUCUGUUUGUUUGUUUGUUCGUUUGUGUGAGUCUCCUUGUAGCCCCUAUUGAUCGGGGGCACUAGGGUCCUGCUGUUUGGGGUGAGCAUGAGCAGUAGGGCCUGUUUCAGAUUUUUCGCCCCGGGACCUGGCGGGCUGAGGUCCGGCAUGUGGGAUGGGUGCGCUGAAUGGAGCCCUGCUUUUAUGCACAAGCCUGGUUAGUCUGCUCUGCGUCGACGGCUGAAUCUUUCACCAUUUUCCCGUUUCUCUGACCAGUCUCACACAGCCCCAUGGAUGAAAGGAAUACACAAGACUUUAAAAAAAGCACAGGAUCUGACACUUAACAGCCCUGGAUGUUUUCUAGCUGAACCUGGUAAUUGUAGGAUGUUUGUUUGUUGAAGUUUGCACAGACUGAUUUAUUGAAGGAAGCCUGUUCUGUAGCACUGCUGUUUAUUUGAGGGCAGAUGAUGCCCUGUCCUUCGGUUGGGGUGUUCUGGAGAUCCCUCCCCACAGACCUGGGGCUCCUCACUGACAGCAGAGAGAAUUGUUGGUACUCUCUGAAAUCAAGCUGCUUUGGAAGGGGCAGCUAUGUUUAUAAUUCAUAGUAAUUAAUAAAUAAUCAUUUAUUUAGCAGACACUUUUAUCCAAAGUGACUAACAGUUGAGUGGGGGACAAUCACCCCUGGAGCAAUGCAGGGUUAAGGGCCCAGUAACUGUGCGGUGCUUAGACCACCAACCUUCCAGGUCCCAGUCAUGUACCUUAAUCACUAGGCUACAGGCUGCCCCUAUUUGUUUGAGAGAUAGAUGGUGUUUUUAUAUUUAUAUUUAUAUUUUAUAACCUAGGCCGUUUCAAAUCGGAAGUGACAUCACCUUAAGAACGAAUGCGCGCUACGAGGGGGUACAGGAGGCAUUUGUUUCGAUGCUUGCGUAAGCACAAAUGUGUUUGUGGUGAAGAUGUGAGUUUUCUGAAUCCACAAAGUGGUUUUCUGAAAAGGCGGUCGCUGUUGACUACAUGUUGUCUUGUAUAAAAUAAAAGAUGGGGUCAGUGCAGGAAAAGUGAUGCUGGCGGAGGUUCCAGUUUUCUGUGCUUUAUCCAACCUGGGACCAAAAGGCAAUUUUCACUGAAUUUUCUCACAUUUAACCCUUCGAAGUGUAGCCUUUUUGGAAUUGUUUGUUGUUGGUUUUCAUUGCUUUCAGUUACUGGUUAUGAGUGAUACAUCAGCAUUAGAAUGUUCCGUUAAUAACACUGUAAUUGCCUAUUUGUGAUUUUACAACUUAAAGGGAUAAAUUGUCUGCAUGUUAUUUGACCGUCGGGGGUGCACAGCAAAGCCUUACGACCACAGCCAUUUAGAGAAUUCUUGAACUGGAAAAUGAUCUCGACCUGUUACACACACUUUUGUGUUGUUCAAUAUCUUCACAUGCUGUUGGUGGCUAUGUGUUUUGUGUGUUCAAAGGUUUUCCUUGAGUGAAACAGUUAUACUAUCAUAGAAUGUUUCCUCAACGAUCUGUGUUCACAGCCUUAAACAGCGUUGAACACAAAAAUGUGCAACACGUCUUGCAAAAUAUGAGAAUUCACAAUUUGGCAGACACAAUGCCUGUUGUGUUGUGUCGGUUGUUUCCCCACUAGAUGGCCACCUAGAAUCAAACGUAUUGUUUGUUUGGCUCAAAGAAAAAUGUUUUUUAACAUGUGUUAAUGGUUGUCUUCCAUUAGAGGGCAAUCUGAAAUGAAAUUUCCUUAAUCUAAUAAUUUUAAGGGACACAGGCACUUGGAGAAGCUGUGUAACUGUUUUCACUCCAGUCCCUGUUCAUUUUGUUUUUGUUUUUGUUUGUUUGUUUGUUUGUUUUUGAUAUACAAGAUUUUAAGUAUGUACUUGUAGCCCCGUUCUCAAGAAAUUCAGUUGUUUGAGCUAGCAAAUUGUAUUCAGCUCCUUACCAGAUUGGACCAAUUAAUUCCGUGUAUUUGGAUAGAAUUAUAAGGAAUUAUAAUAAGUACAUACGAGAACACACCUGCCCUCCUGGUAGGUUCUAUUUUAAUAAAAAGACUUUGACAUGUGCUAAAUAAAUAUAAUAUAAAUGCUCUAAAUAUGAUAUCAGCCAAUGUAAAUCAGUGGCUCACUGCCUGCACAGUUAAAAUGUAAUGAUUUUCACGUGCCCAGCUGUUGGGAGUCUAAACUGGAGUGGACACAGGGUGUGUAGCUUUUCUGUUUGUCUUGGCUGUUAAUAUUUUGUUAUUUAUUAUUUUUACAGGAUUUCACCUUAUCUGUAACUUAGUUUCUGACUGUAAGAUGUCCCCGGACUGCUUACCUGACUUUAACCCACAUUAAGCUAAUGGAGGGGUGUGGUCUGUGUCUGUCAUGAGUGACCUAGCCCCUUCCACUUUAUAAGCUUUUCAAAAUAGGAAUGUUUUGAAUAAGGCAGUUUAUCGAAGUGUGCGAUUUCUGUGUUCUUGCAGGUCUGCUUUUGUAGUGGAUCAUUGCAAGGUUUUUAACCACUGUGAAUAAAGUUCAGCUGUUUGUACUGAGCUUGAUACUA